AUGCUGCUCUUGCUGCCUGCCCUCUGUAUGCUAGUCUGUCUGCUAAUAGGUAGACGAAACCCUCGCUGCCUUCUGCGACUGUCAGUCUACGCCUCUCUCUGCUAAUAGCUAGGUGUUACGGUGCUUGGCACUUGAAUGGUGCCCUCACUUGUCUCUGACUGAUGACUGUGUCCGAUUGUCCACCCUAGCUAGCUGAAAGUCCCAUAGCGUUAGGAUGUAUGCUCUCUCCUACUUCACUCCCUCACAUCACCAUCACCACCAAGGUCCCAGGCUAAUUCGGGUCGUUCUCUCACUAACAAAAAGUCGUGGCCCAUAGUCGAGUCCGGCAGCCGUCUGGGAUAACCGGGCAGCCCAGUUCAGGGAUGCGUUGCCUGCCCCCGCGAGGGGGAGGGGGCUAGAAAAGGUGCCCUAAAGAUCGCUGGGAACCACGCUGUCUGUAGGCUGGCCGUGGCCGCAGACAAAAAACACACGGUCGAAACAGCCAAAACCGAAACAACAACAACAACCACUCUCUUCCUCUUCCAGCCUAUUCUUCUUCUUCUUCUUCUCCUAAUCCUACUUUUCGCCGCCGCAGUCGCCAGACUGGCAGGGUGAGCCCGCUCACUCUGGCAGCCUGGAAUGUUCGUUCUCUUUUAGACAAUCCGAGGAGCAACCGACUGGAACGGAGGACGGCGCAAGUGGCACGAGAACUGGCGCGCUACAAGGUGGACAUCGCCGCACUCAGCGAGACCCGAUUCUCCGAACAAGGCCAACUGGAGGAUGUGGGUGCCGGUUACACCUUCUUCUGGAGCGGUCGACCCAGGGCAGAGCGACGAGACGCGGGUGUCGCCUUCGCCAUUCGGAACGACAUCGUGGGACGACUGCCCUGUUUGCCGCAGGGCAUCAACGAUCGCCUGAUGAACCUCCGCCUGCCUCUCCGGCGAGGAGGCAAAUUCGCCACCAUCAUCAGCGCCUACGCACCGACGAUGACCAACCCCGACGCCGCCGCAAGAGACAAAUUCUAUGAGGACCUGCACGCCCUCUUGGCGACUGUGUCGAAGGCGGACAAGUUGAUUGUCCUUGGUGACUUCAACGCCCGCGUCGGCACAGACCAUACUGCCUGGAGAGGAGUGCUGGGUCCCCACGCUCUCCGCGGCUCCAACGACAAUGGUCUGCUGCUUCUCCGCACCUGCACAGAACACCGCCUCAUCCUGACGAACACGUUCUUCUGUCUGCCGGAGCGAGAGAAGGCCACCCGGAGGCAUCCUCGGUCGCGUCAGUGGCACCUGCUGGACUAUGUCCACGUCCUGGAGGCGAGAUCAGCGGGAUGA
This is a messenger RNA of Spirometra erinaceieuropaei, 1310 nucleotides long. Lineage: Eukaryota; Metazoa; Platyhelminthes; Cestoda; Diphyllobothriidea; Diphyllobothriidae. The record is from the annotation of a GenBank genome assembly.